Molecule: messenger RNA, 1551 nt
Organism: Rhizoctonia solani
Lineage: Eukaryota; Fungi; Basidiomycota; Agaricomycetes; Cantharellales; Ceratobasidiaceae
Exons: 4
Coding region: 1-1551 (516 amino acids)
Source: RefSeq, a predicted model, not a curated record
AUGAAGCCUUGGUGUGUUCUUGUUUCGGGGUUAAUAUUUACGAGUGCGAAUGGACGAAUAAUCGAGCAAGCCGUGCUGGGCAACGAUAAUCGGCAAUCGACUGUGGAAAGGGACAGCUUUGCGAUAUUUAACGAGGUCAACGGAUUAUUGAGGCAAUGGGGGAACGCACUUCGACCAAAUGGGUUCUCUGUAACACUUGCUUCGGUCCCCGCGCACACUCUGCUUUACCACGCUCGAACGGACCCUGACGAACCAGGCUCCCCAGAAUGGUUUGCCUUUGAUGCGGAGAUGUCCUAUGGAAUCUACGGCGGACGACGAAACACCUCUGUUUUUCUGCGCACGUACCGAACUACAUCUACCUUGGAUCGGCUGCUGUACUUCAAUGGCCUAAGUGCCGCCCUAACCUUCUCGGGAACAACCGACUCGCAAGAUCUCCUAGUUUCUAGCACCAUAUCGCAUCCGCUCCAAGACUAUGCGCGGGCUGAGCGACUAUGCGCUUGGGCAAAAGACAGACACAUCAAUGGGUUUGUGAGGACAAAUGCAGGGUUCGAGGUGCUCUUAUGCGAAAUAAACGGACAAGGGCUCGAGCUCGUGAAAAGUAUCAACGUUACGCGUUGGGCGGACGAAAUGGAUGACUAUUCGGAUAGGAGCGGGUCUGAUCGAGAUGGAGAGAAGGGGAGGAGACCAUGGCCGCCUCACCCCCCGCCUUCUCCGCCCUCCCCCAUCCCACACCUUCCCAAUGGCACCCAUCCCCGGUUUCCAGGUCCACCACGAGGAGAGUUUAACUUGUUUGCGCGAUAUGCGUCUUGGGAAUGGCUGCGCGCUGCUUCACACACAUACGAUGGGGUCGGCGGGGCGCGUGUACGACUUUAUCCGGGGUGGCACGUUACAGCGUAUGGAGUGCCAGACUCGGAAUCUGUUGAUCGCAUGGAAUCUUUGUCAAACCAGACGUUGGAUAUUUGGCGAACCGAGGUAGACCAAAUGGUUGGCGAUUCUAUGCACGCAUACAAGGAGAGCUCUGGAGUGGAUUGGCGAGAUGUGACGGACACGAUAGUCUCCCGGUACGCGGAUCGUUUACUCGAACUCAAGGCGGUCUUAGGUCUGGCGCGCCAGAAUGACGCAUAUACACCACUUUCUAAUUCAUCCUCUCACCUUAAACAUGCAUAUCGACUGGUUUCGAGCCUUUUACUUCCAUUCUUCGAUUGGAACGCUCCUAGAGAGGAGCAAAUUGAACUGUGUGCCAACUCAGUGUUCGUCCCUACAUUAGACAGGGUUAACCGGCACGAAUAUAAAUUGCGCACAGCGAUUAUGCAUGUGCACAAGUCGAUAUGCACCAUAUUAGUCGAUAUACAUAUCGAAUUGUCCUCCUCACCGUCCCAUUAUAUUCUUGACCCGGAUUCGCCGACAAACCUUGAGGGGCUCAUUGCACAGCUCGAUUGGUCUUUGUGGGUACGAUGUCCCGAGGUUUCGGGACGCAGGAUCACACGUCGUGGCCUGGACCUGGUGGAGACCACAGACGACCGGAACCUCAAUGUGCUAGUGCCCUUAUAA